AUGCGCUACUACGAGAACAGGUUCCCAGAGGUCGACGAGGUGGUGAUGGUGCAGGUCAAGCAGAUCCAGGAGAUGGGCGCCUACGUGAAACUGCUCGAGUACGACAACAUCGAGGGAAUGAUCCUCCUCUCCGAACUGUCGAGGCGGCGAAUCCGCAGUAUCCAGAAGCUCAUCCGUGUCGGGAGGAACGAGGUCGUUGUCGUCAUGAGGGUUGACAAGGAGAAGGGCUACAUUGACUUGUCCAAGCGACGAGUCUCUCCCGAGGACGUCAUCAAGUGCGAGGAGCGGUACAACAAGUCCAAGACGGUGCACACCAUCGUCCGACAUGUCGCCGAGAAGACGGGCAAGGAGAUGGACGAGAUCAUGGAGCUGGUUGCGUGGCCCUUGUACAAGAAGUACGGGCACGCGUUUGAGGCGUUCAAGCUGUCCAUCAGCGAGCCCGAGACCGUCUUUGCCGACAUGAACAUUCCCGAAGACAUCUACAGCGAGCUGCGAGUCAACAUUGCUCGCCGCCUGACGCCCCAACCGGUCAAGGUCCGCGCCGACAUCGAGGUGACCAACUUCAGCUACAACGGCAUCCUGACGAUCCAAGAAGCGCUCGCGGCGGGCGAGUCGCUCUCGACCGAGGAGAUCCCCAUCAAGAUCCGCCUCGUCGCGCCGCCGCUGUACGUCAUGGUGACCAACACGACGGACAAGCAGGGCGCGAUCGAGCGCCUCGAGCAGGCGAUUGAGAAGAUUGGAGAGGUCAUCAAGAGGGAGGACGGUGGGUUCCUCAACGUCAAGAUGAAGCCCAAGGCGGUCUCGGAGACGGACGACCUCGAGUUGGCGGCGUUGAUGGACCGCGUCGCGAGGGAGAACAAGGAGGUGUCCGGCGACGAGGACUCGGACGGCGAGUAG
Messenger RNA from Rhodotorula toruloides NP11, 897 nucleotides. Its product is annotated as translation initiation factor eIF-2 alpha subunit. The record is from RefSeq and is a predicted model, not a curated record. Gene Ontology annotation, molecular function: RNA binding; ribosome binding; translation initiation factor activity. The transcript is spliced from 7 exons. Gene Ontology annotation, cellular component: eukaryotic translation initiation factor 2 complex; eukaryotic 48S preinitiation complex; multi-eIF complex. Bases 1 to 897 code for a protein of 298 amino acids. Lineage: Eukaryota; Fungi; Basidiomycota; Microbotryomycetes; Sporidiobolales; Sporidiobolaceae.